UACCGAAUAAAUUGUCACAUUUCCAUCUUCUUAGAACAAAUUGUUAACUCACAACACAUACAAUUUACCCUAGUGAAAUUCGGAAAAAAAAAACUAAUACCUAAAGUUACUAUCACAAGUGAGGUAACUCCUGCUACGACAACGACGGAAUUACUGAUCUCUAGAAAAUGGAACCAGAUGAGAAAAUUAAUAUGGCGACUGACUUCCUUUACUACUACGUCACACUCUAAAAAAGCCCGCCCAAUUUCAAUUUCAAAAUAUUUUAUUAACAUUUCAAUUCGCAAUUAUAGCUUAACUUACUAACAAUUGUCGAGGCACGCGAUAAACAAUCAAGGUGACUUGUAAAUCUUUUCAGCUGAUUAAUGAUAAAACUUUUAUUUUAAUGUAAAAAGGAAGCCUAAAAUGGAGGUAGAGCAAUUGCCUAGAUGUUUAGAUUUAUAUGCUUCUUCUGGUUUCACAUUAAACCAAGAAAAGUGCAAUUUGUUGAUGAAUUCUUUAGUUGUGCUUCAAAAUGAGAAUCAUUUCAAGAAGGUUUUCUUCUGGGGUCAAAUAUAUGGUAUCCAAGAUGACUACUACAUAGCUUUCGGAUAUGACAAAGAUGCUUUAAGAAGUAGAGUGUUUUAUUACAGCCGAAAUGCGAUAACUUGGGUACUCGUACCGAUACUCAAACCAAAAGAAAGAAAACACUAUCUGACACAUAUUUCUACAAAUAGAUUUUUUGGCAAUCCUUCUACAGUAGUCGAAGUUUUGGAUGAGAAGCCUUCUGAAGAACCGGCUCGUUCACAGAAAGCAUAUGAAAAAUUGAAUGAUGAACUACUGGAUGAACAAGAACAGGAAGAAAUUCUUGAAGAGCAAAAAAUAGAUUCACUAAGAGCAAUGGAGAUCGUUGAAGAAUACAAAUUGAAAGAAGAAGACAGACUGGCAGCAGUAAUAAGAUUCAUAAAUCAGGAAGCUUUUGUCGUACCGCGAGGCGCAUUGCUUAAACAAACCUCAGGGCGUGUUGUUCCUAAUCCAGCCUUUAAAGGUCUUAGACUCGAAGAAGCAACAAUCCUCUCGAACUAUAUGCACUGCCGAAUUCCAAGAGAAAGAUGGGAAGUUAAUGUCGGAAGAAGACCUGAUUACAAUUAUGCCACUGACUUCUUGGACACAGUAGCUGAAGAUAUUCCUAAAAACCAUGCUUGGAGUGUACAAGUUUGUCAAGGAAAUCGUGUUGUUAUAUUGCGUAGUUUAUACUGGCAUGGGCUCACAUUUUACCACUUACUCAAUACCAAAAUACAUGGAUGUCUUUAUAUGGGCUUUGGAGAAAAAAAUCUUGAUAUACCAUUCAUGGUAUAAAACCUUUUAUUAAAAAAAUAAAUAAAUAAAUAAUAAUUAAAUAAAACAAACUAAAAUCGAGUUCGAAAAAUUAUUUAUUGAUAAAUAUAUUUAUAACAUUAAGAAGUUUUAAAAUUUAAACUUGAUUCUUGCAGUGACACAUAGCUCUAAAGGCUAGAAGGCAAUUGUGUAUUGAACAAAUAAAAAAAAAAUGUUUGAAAAAUUAUUUAUUGUAAAUACACUUAUAACAUUAAGAAAGUUAUUAAUUUUAAUUUGAUUUUUGCAGUGAAACCUAGAGAGGCAGGUUUCAUAUUAAAAAAAAAAAAUUAUAUUAAUAAAAAAGAAAAACUUUUAACGUCAGACAGAAGAUUUAACAAAUAAAAAUCUCAGAGAUAUUGCAUUCCACAAAAGUUGCACAACGUACAAUAUUAUAAAAAGUACAACUUAAUUUAGUGGCAUGUGUAGGGAGGUGUUCCAACUUUUUGACGUUUCCUGGCUUGCAUAUCGGUGAAAAAUUCAUCGAUGUCCUCCUUUUUUACUACUCUUUUCUGACGGACAAAUUUUAUGAGGAAGUCACUUAAAUUACUUUUCAAGUCAUUGUAAU
Molecule: messenger RNA, 1918 nt
Organism: Nezara viridula (southern green stink bug)
Lineage: Eukaryota; Metazoa; Arthropoda; Insecta; Hemiptera; Pentatomidae
Source: the annotation of a GenBank genome assembly